Python bivittatus (Burmese python) is the source of this 6603-nucleotide messenger RNA. RefSeq lists its product as uncharacterized. Gene Ontology annotation, molecular function: structural constituent of skin epidermis. Gene Ontology annotation, biological process: keratinization; intermediate filament organization. Gene Ontology annotation, cellular component: keratin filament. Lineage: Eukaryota; Metazoa; Chordata; Lepidosauria; Squamata; Pythonidae. The record is from RefSeq and is a predicted model, not a curated record.
GACAGGAAUUAAUUUACGCUGCUGCUCCCCAACCUGCUUCUCCUCUCUCGGUAGCUGCUAGCUGGCCUAGUGCUUCCUUGGGUUCCCUCAUUGAAACCAUGACAAGUCAUUCAGGGAACUUCAGUGCUGGCUCCCUUACUUCCCCAGAAGCCUCUUAUAGUUGGAGAAGACAGUGUUCUUCUUCUCAUUCUACAAGGGAUGAGGCCUGUAGCAGUCCUAACUUGGGGGAAGCCAGCAAGAAAAACUUCAGUUCCUCCAGCCUCACAGGACAUGGCUACCAUUAUACCUACCCAAGGGUGUCUGUCAACAAACACCUCUUGGCUCCACUCCACCUGGACAUUGACCCAGCUCUCCAGGAAAUAAGGACCAAGGAGAAAGAGGAGAUCAAGACACUCAAUAAUCAAUUUGCUGCCUUAAUUGGGAAGGUCCAAAGUCUGGAACAGCACAACCAAGUCCUGCUCACGAGAUGGAACUUUUUGAAAGAACAAGACAGCUCCCUUUCUGAUUUGGACAUCAAACUCCUCUACGACCGCUACAUGAACAAACUGAAUCUCGAAAUCCGAUCGAUCGAUGUGGAGAAAGAACAGCUGGACUCAGAACUUGAUGAGGUGCUAGCUUCUAUGGAUGUGUUCCGAAGCAAAUUCGAAGAAGAAAUAAACAAACGCAGCGGGCUGGAAUUCACCUUCACGACACUCAAAAAGGACCUGGACAAUGGCUUUCUGCACAAAACAGAAUUGGAAACGAAACUAAGUGGAUUACAUGCGUGGGUGGAGUUAAUGACUACUAUCCAAGAACAGGAACUUGAGGAAGUGAUGUCACAGAUUAAAGAUGUUUCAGUUGUGCUGGGGAUUGACAACAACAGAUACAUGCCUGACCCCCACAGGAUUGUAGAGGAUGUGAGAGCUCAGUAUGAAGAUUUGGCUAUCAGGAGCUGGGAAGAGUUGGAGGCACUCACCCGAAGCAAGCUGAAUGAAAGAGAAGUGUUAUCUGCUAAGUAUGGGGACCAUCUCCUUAAUGACCGGAGGGUGAUUGCCGAGUUAAAUAUACAGAUCCAAAAAAUGAGGUCUUGCAUUGUCUCUCUGAAAAGCCAGUGUCUACAAUUAGAGGAUAACAUCAAAAAUGUUGGUCUACAAGGAGAAACAGCCCUCAACGACGCCAAAGCAAAACUGGCAAAAUUGGAAGAUGCCCUUCAUAGUGCCAGGCAAGACUUGGCUCAGCUGGUUAAGGAAUAUCAAGAGCUGAUGAACAUCAAGCUGGCUUUGGACAUUGAGAUUCUCACUUACAGGAAACUAGUAGAAGGAGAAGAAAGCAGCAUGGAGUCCCCACCACCUGCAUUCAUUAGCAAAAUCUUCUCCAGACCAAAGUCCUUUUUACCCGACUCUGACAUCACAAAUGUCUCAGAUGUGGCAUCAAGAGCAAAAGAUUUGACAAAUGAAAUGACGCAGAGUUGGAGCAGUUUGGAAACUGGACUUUCUAGAAGUCACAAUGGUGGAAACAAAGUGGCAUCCAGUAAUGGUUCCUUUAGUAGUUGCAACAAUAGAAGUGGAGGCACUCCAGAUUGUAGCCUUUCUACCAGUUAUAUCAGCGAGGGCAGAGAUAUCUUUGAAAGUUCUAGUUAUUCCCAAAGAGAUAAUUUAGGGAGUCCUUCCAGAAGUAGUAGCAAUAGAAGCGGAAAUUUUGCAGAUGCUGAAGACACCAUGGAAAGCAAUAGCUCCAGAAGUUAUAGUUACCGGAUUGGGAGUAACAGAAGCCAUAGUAAGAGAAGUGGUGAUAACCUAGAAAGCAGCAGAUAUCCAAGUGGUGAAAUCAGAGAUAUAUCUGAGGGUAGCCUUUCUAGAACCCAAAGCAAUGAAAGUGGAGCCUUGACUGAGACUGUAUUUGCCAGAACCUACAGUGAGACAAGUGACAAUAUCCAAGAGGGCAACAAUUCUGGAAGUCCAAGUCACACAAGUGCAGAAUUUUUGUCAUCCAAAUUUUCCAGAACUCAAAGUGGGGAAAGCAAUAAUUCCUCUGGACCUAGAUAUCAUAGUUCUAGAAAAGAAAGUGUUCCAGAUGGUAACCAGUCUCAAAGCCAAGGCAACAGAGAUGGAGAACUUACAGACAACACUUUUGCUAGAAGUCACAGUGGUGAUAGCUCAGAAGGCAGCCUUUUUAGAAGUUACAGUGGGACUAGUGCAUCCUAUAUAGAAGGUGACCUUUCUAGAAGCCAGAGUGAUGAAAAUGAAUGCAGAAAUAUCCAUGGAAAUGAAGGAUAUGCUGAACCUAUUGUUUCCGAAACCACCAGGGCUGAAGAUGGUAGGGUCCCUGUAGGUGGCAUUUCUGGAACUUACAGUGAGGCAAGCGGGGACAUCUCAGAGGUCAGCCUAUCUGAAAGCCAGAGUGAUGAAACUGAAUUUAGAGGCAGCCAUGAAGAAUUUGCUGGACCUGUACUUUGUAGAACAAGGAGUGCUGAAGAUGGUGGAGUCCCUGUAGGUGGCAUUUCUGAAAGCAGCAGCGAAGUCAGCAGAAAUAGUUCAUUGGGAGACCAGAAUCAAAGCUCUACAGAUACUGUCUUUCCUCAAGCCCAUACUGAAGGUACACAGGAAGAUAGCCUUAAUAAUUACCCCAGUAAUACUAACACAGCCUUUGUAGAGGGUAGUGUUUCUAGGAGCCUUAGUGAUGAGAGACAAUCUGUCUCAAAGGGUAGUGGCUUUAAAACUCCAAGUAUAAAAAGUACAACUUUAAGUGACAGUGUAUUUGUGAGAACUCCUACUAGUGUAGAUGAAGAGAUGUGUGAGGAGUCAGUUUUAAAAAUUCAUAGUAGGGCAAGAGAAAGUUCUUUGGAAACUAAUAUUUCAGGAGAUCCUAGCCCCAGAAGUGAAGAACUUUUACCAUCUGAUCUUUCAAGACUCCACAAAAUGGAGAGUAGAGGUGUCUCAGAUAACAACCCUAGCCUUCGUGGAUGUGGGAGCAAAAGCAAAUCAGAGAGUGGGUUUUCUAAAAACCAGAGCAACAGAAAAGGAGGCUUAACUGAAAGUGUUUUUGCCAGAGCUCAUAGUGAUCCAGCUAAGGGUGACUAUUUUAGUAGCCAGAAUGAUGGAAGUGAAGGUUUUGUAAAAGCUGCCGUUUCUAGAAUCAACAGAGGCAUUUUGGAAGGUGGUUCCUCCGGAAGUCAAAGCAGCAGAAGAGAAGGAUUUGCAGAUACUGAUCUUAUGAAAUAUCAGAGUAAAGAAAGCAAAGGAAGUCAUGAGGAUACAAGUUUUCCAGAUUAUGGUGUCAGGUAUGCAAGUGAGACAAACGAAGCUGUCUUACAGUCUGGUCUUUCCAGAAUUGAAUAUGAACAAGCAGGCAGCUUUUCUAGAAAUCGCAGUGAGCGUGGAAAUCCUGUAGAGACUUCCACUCCUAUUCAGCUUCACAGAAAAAAUGAAGAGGCUACCGAACAUAGCUUUUCUAGAAGCCAUAGUGAAGAAAGUGGGAGCUUUAAAGCAGCUGACUUAUUAUCCAGAAGCUCCAGUCAAGAAAGCAGAGGUAUUUCAGAGGCUACUAUUUCUAGCAGCUGUGGCAAAGAAAAUGAAAAAUGCACAGAGGGCAUGCUUUUUAGAAAUUAUAGUUACAGAUGUGCAGUUACAUCACAUCCUAGAACUGAAAGUGCUGAGGCUGAAGAUAUUCCAGAAAGUGAGUUAUACAGAAGUCCCAGUUCUGAAAGUGGAAGACUUUCAUCACCUGGAAUUUAUAGAGGUCGAAGUGGUGAAAGAGAAGAUGAGUCUGAAGUUGCCUUUUCUAGAAGCUACAGCAACAGAGAUGAAGUUGCAAUGAAUAAUCAGUGUAUAAGCCAUGAUAAUAGAAAUGAGUGAUGGGUCAGCCCCCUCAAAUCCCAUCACCUUGCCCUAUGAGGGUUGCUCUGAUGCGUAUCACUACUUUCCUUCUAGUGAAAUAUGUUGUUAUAUCGCAUCUGCCUACAAAGUAGGUGUCUCACAAACACAUGAAUAGGAAUUGGAUACCACUUCUAGAAGCUUCAGUUCAUCUAAAGAUUGAUGGUUUGUGGAUGGGAAUCCAUAAGAAGGUUUAUAUUACUAACGUAAUAAUUGGAAAACGGGACUCUGCAGGCUUGAAAAUGCCAACACAACCUUCUUUGGCUAUUAUAAUUUGUGAGUCACACUCAGAAUGUUAUUUAAGUCUUUUUAAUGCUAUAUUCUGUGGUGAGGGGACUAAUAUUACAGUAACCGUACAGGCAUUAAUUACAACAAAAUAUAAGCCAACAGUAUAUAGUUUUUUAACCAGUAUUAUUUACUACAUGUUGUUUGUUGUUCUCAUUUUCCUUUUAUUUACAUAUAUUAUCCCAAACUUUAAAUAUGCAUUAAAGCAAAUAAUAUGAUACUCUGCAAGAAAGCUUAUUGGGUGGAAUCUAACUAGUAUAUUCCACUGCUGAUCUUUUGGCUGAUGUCAAGGAUCCCUUUUUGAGUUGAUCUGCUGAACUCUUAAAGGCAAAAGUUAUUUUUUCAUUUCCUUAGAAGGCCUUGGAGAACUUUAAUGGACACCAUCAAGCUUAGUGGAAACUCACUGGCCAGUUCUGGGAGGCCCUGUUUUUUGCUGAGUCUGCGAUUAAUCUGUUUGGUCUUGUUUUAAGACAUUAGGCCAAGUGUCUGAAGGUGCCUUCAGACAUAUGCCUCAGCAGUCCAUAGGUUGUUUCAUUUGUGAUAUUCGCACACCUAUGCAGAUGGAUAAGCACAAAUCACAUCAGCUCUUUCUGUAAAUAUCAGGUGGAGCUUUCAUUAAAAUGGGCUCUGAGGGUGGAAAGUUAACAUGCAACAGUUCUCUAAAUACUGCUCUGCUGAUAACGCCCAUACAGAACAUCAGGUUUGGCCAAUCCAGAGGCUUCAUACAUUGCCAGAUCAUUGUAGGAUCCAAUGUCAUGCAUCCUUUUGCCUUUGCUUGUCUGGUUUUAAUCUCUGAGCAAAGACUCUCCAGGUUAAAUCUUCAUUCAAGACCUUGAAUCUCUGAUAGCAACUCACUUGCAGUGGCUGUAAACAUGUUACUCAGAAUGGAUAGUAAUAUUAAUAAUAAUUUUAACUCAUAGUUUUUUAUUGCAAUUUGAAUACAAAAUAGGGAUGGGAGGAAAAAUGUGAAAAGUACAUUGAAGCCAAGUCGAGUGAAUGUUAGCCCAAAUUCAGAUCAAAUUGUCUAUCAAAACAGAACCAUAUUAUGUUUAUGCUAGCAUGUGGUAAUUUUGGGAACAAAGCAGCAGGUGGGUGAAAAUUUCUCUAUAUUUAUAUAAACAUAGACAGGAGUGGUGAUGUAUGUCUUUUCUUGUAUUUUCUUUUCUUGUAUUUCCAAACUAUAGCCAGGGUUGUAAAACUGAAAUUGGGUACUGACAUUCAAAGAUUAGGAAUCUGGUGAUCAGAGCUUAAAAAUUGGAUGAGAAAUUACAUCUUAGCCAUGAACCAAUUGGUUGAGCUGGUUGGAAGAAGUUGCAUUCUUUCAUCCUCUCACUCCUAUCUGUAGCAGUAAAAAUGUUAAGGGCCUGAGUCACAGGUCUGUUGUAAGAUUGAAUGAGAUAAGGUAUGGAAAAUGCACUACUUCCAAAACAGAAUUAUUUAUAUUUAAUCCCUGAUGCCGCAUUAGUAUCAUUUGUCUCUCCUUUCUCCUUCAUCAAUUAAUCAGCCAUUCAUGAUUUCUGUCAUGAACAGGAAUUAUAACACCCUUUGGCCAUAUCAGAAAAGUCAUUAAGAGCGAAUUAAAAUCUUUAAAACUGAAGUUGUCAGACCACAUGCCCAAUUCCACCCAGUUAGUGUAGUGUGUCCCAGUGCAGUGUAGCCAGUUAAAUUAGGGGUACCUGGAGAUAACUCGGGCUAAGAAUAAAUGAGGCAAUGCAUAUUACUAAGCAAACAUCAUCAAAAGCAGGGCUAGAAUCUGUGAAAAGGAGAAAGAACGUUUCAGUUGCUGAACAAAAGGGCUGAAUAACUGGCUUCUUUUGCACUAGACCCUUUGUAUUCUCCUAAAAUAAAUAAAAUACAUGUAUAGUUCUGUACACAUGAUUAGUAAUCAGAAUAUUUAACAGAAUAUUUAAUCAGAUGGAAACCAUCUGAAGUCCAGUCGUGGUAGACAAGGUAGAAGAAUCUCUCCCCGCAGACUCCUCCUGAUUUUUUGCUACCAUAGACUAAUGGAGCUCUCCUCCUACAAUCCCUGCAACCUUCUGAUUGAUGUCUUGGCUUCCCAUGGUUUACUCUUCCUGUGUGCCACACAAGGGGAUGCAGUUCCAGUGUGAGGUGUGCACAGAACUUUAUCACGUGAGCUGUCCUAAUAUCACAGCUGAAGCUAGAUCAAAUGAUAGGAAAGAUUGAUUACGUGCCAUCAAGUAGUUUUCGACUCCUAGCAACCAACUGAAUUCACUGUAACUUCUUCCUGAGCAAACAAGCAGUACAGAAACAAACUGAAGAAGGGGAAGAAUGCUUCUGACACAGGUACAAUGCAGGAAGAACACUUUAUGCAACUUGUCACAGAUUUUGAACCUGAAGUCAUGGAGAAGCUGCAUUGAGGAAGCAGAGAACCAUGUGGAAAGUUAUAACAGAGAAAGAAAAAAAGCCCCCCCCCCCCAAAAAAAGUUGGCUGAUUGUCCUAAUGAUG